Messenger RNA from Melanotaenia boesemani (Boeseman's rainbowfish), 1572 nucleotides. RefSeq names its product HORMA domain containing 1 (gene hormad1). Bases 152 to 1264 code for a protein of 370 amino acids. The transcript is spliced from 16 exons. The record is from RefSeq and is a predicted model, not a curated record. Lineage: Eukaryota; Metazoa; Chordata; Actinopteri; Atheriniformes; Melanotaeniidae.
CCCUGCUCUGUUUCUUUGUGGUGACCCUGUUGUUACCUGUCAAUCAAACAAUUAACGGCAAGGUGUCCACAGUGAGCUCUGCGUAAAUGCUAACGUUUAUUUUAGAUAAAGUAUAAAGAUAUUUAUUUUGUUUUUUUCUUCACCUAAAGUAAUGGCAUGUGCACAAGUGAGGCCUUCACAGGCCCAGCUGUUGCCCAAUGAGGUUGUCUCCGAGCAGCAGUCCUUUGUUGUUGUAAAGAGGCUGCUGGCCAUCGCAGUGUCUGGCAUCACAUAUCUAAGGGGGAUUUUUCCAGAAAGAGCCUAUGGGAGUAAAUUUGUGGAAGAUCAGCAGGUGAUGAUCCUUAAAGGAGAGCGCAACUGUCCCGGUGCUUCUCAGAUACUUCAGUGGAUGCAAGGGUGCUUUGAUGCCAUCCAGAAGAAAUAUCUGCGGACAGUUGUUAUGUCUAUUUAUACAGACCCAGAAAACCCCCAGAAAGUGACUGAGUAUUACCAGUUUAGGAUCCAGUACACUGCAGGAGGGGCAGAAAUGGAUUUUGAAAGCAACAACACCCAAAAGUUAUCGAGAAUGUUGUGUGGAAACACUAAGAAAGCCAGCAUCCUGCUGGUGAGGAAGCUUUACACUCUGACGCAAAACCUGGGUCCUUUGCCAGAAAAUGUUUGCCUCAACAUGAAGCUGGCUUAUUAUGAUGAUGUCACUCCUCCGGACUACCAGCCACCAGGCUUCAGGGAGGCAGAUGGCGACAUCAUGGAGUUUGAGCAAGAGCCGAUCAAACUGACCAUGGGUGAAGUGGCCACCCCCUUUCACUGCGUGAAAUUCAACAUGGCCACAGAGAGGCAAAGAUUAGAGGAGGUAGAGAAGAGUGUCCCUGUGAAGGAAAAGUGGAUUCUUAAGAUAGAGGAAGACCACAUCGUAACUCAGAGCCAUGAACCCAAAGAGGUGGAGGAGCCUCACAAGGAAAACACAGACCUGGAUGAAACUGACAUCAACUUGAGACAUGAGAAGAUUGAGACUUGUGAGGAAGUAAAAAAGAUGGACACUCUGGUGGAGAAGACCCCUGACAUGGCGGUGGGUCUGAAGAGGACCAGGAGUGGACGAAUAAUCACAUCCACAGUGGAAACAAGCGUGACUGUGAGCAGCAAGCAGCCGACAGCAAUAAAGGUAAAGAUGGUUUCUCAGUAUGACGUUCACAGCAGCCAGGAAUCAUCAGCUGCCUCCACAGCUAAGAAGAAGCGCAAAUUCAGCGAGCCUAAAAAGCUCUACUGACCUCACCGCUAACGUAGCACUGCCGCUGUCGAUUCACAGUUUUGUCAUUUUUAAAAACAUGUUUUGCAGUUUGUUUUUUAAAGGAAUUUCCACUCGGUUUUGAACAUGUUUUAGAAAUAUCUGGAGGUUUGAUUGCAAUACUCAUUUUGAAGUAGUUCUGUUUGAUUUUGAUAUAUAGAUCUGAAAUAUGUUGCAAUAGUUUAAUUAAUCUUUGAUGCAGGAAUACUCAUUAACCAAACAGUGUAACAGUUAUUUGUUUUUUAAUGUUAUGUUAUGUGUGUUGUGUUACAAAUAAAAAAUACAAGAAU